GCCAUCGACGUGGCUGAUUCGUGUCAAAACAAAAUAAACCAGCUGUCGUCCCUCUAUGUGUCGUCCUGGUAGAUAUGAAGUGGCUGCCUGACUGACUCCCUUUUGUAGUUAUAUUGGAUUUUUUGUUGUUCUGCCAUUUCAUAGCCAUUUACCUCACUCAAUAAAUCGGGCGCCGUAUCAUCUAUCCGUCAAAGCCAAAUAUGGCAGAGGAGCCGUGUGACCCCUGUGCAUGCUACUGCUCUCACCAACAUGCCAUGAGGAGAUUGAUCAACCUGCUGCGGCAGUCCCAGUCCUAUUGUACAGACACAGAGUGCCUACAGGAGGUCCCUGGUCCCAGCUCCUCAGCUGGUGAUGAUUUCACUGUGCCGAUGAUCAUUAUGGGCUGGAUGGUGUUGGCAGUGAUCCUCUUCCUCCUCCGCCCCCGGAGUAUGAGGGGUGGGCCCUCAGCCAAACCACGUGGCCCCCGCCAUACUGAGAACAGGGACCCACCUGCCCCUCCUGUGGAUUAAUCACUAUGGUGACAGGAAUUCUACCACUGGCCAAGGACCUGAGCUGUGUGACCUCUGACUUCGAGCAGUCAUCAGUCCCUCUAUAACAGUUAGCUUUGUGACCUUUAAUAACAUUUCUUCCACUCUACUGUGGCUUCAUAUUAUCCUCUGCAGCUCUAAGGGUGACAGCGUUUUUUUAGACUAUCUACUGUGUGUGUGUGUGUGAGAGAGAGAGAGAGAGGG
Molecule: messenger RNA, 731 nt
Organism: Alosa alosa (allis shad)
Lineage: Eukaryota; Metazoa; Chordata; Actinopteri; Clupeiformes; Clupeidae
Gene: smim14
Product: small integral membrane protein 14
Exons: 5
Coding region: 201-509 (102 amino acids)
Cellular component (GO): endoplasmic reticulum
Source: RefSeq, a predicted model, not a curated record